Messenger RNA from Onthophagus taurus, 8623 nucleotides. It is a transcript of the gene kmr, whose product is annotated as pleckstrin homology domain-containing family A member kramer. Lineage: Eukaryota; Metazoa; Arthropoda; Insecta; Coleoptera; Scarabaeidae. The record is from RefSeq and is a predicted model, not a curated record.
GACACCCAAACCAAGUUGCGUGUGUGCAAUCAUGCGUAUCUCCUCUUUGGCAUUGAAUAACGGCCGAAUCAUAUCAAAUUCAUUUGAAAGAUGCCAGAUUUUUGAGAUCGUAGUUGAAAAGAAAAUCUCGGCUCUCGGCAGCAGAUGGUCGAUAGAGGGGAAUGUAAUCUAACUUGAAAAUUUUAACCAGAGAUGGGUGAACGUGUAAUGGGUGGCGAAGAUUGAAUGGAUGUAUUACCUUGUUUUCUUGUUAGCCUAACUAAAGAGGACAUUCAACUGGCGUGUUCGUUGUAUUGAAUGAACCGAAAGAAAGUUUAAGCGGGAGAUCGGAAUUCGGAGUCGCCACCGUCAUGGUGACGUAAGAGGUGACGCAUGUUUGAGCCUCCUCCAGCGCCAGGCGUAUGUCUUUGCCGUUGGACAGGUGUUGGCUGGCAGAGGGGAUACCAGAACGGCCACGCUACCGAGAUAUGACUACCUGUUCUCUCUCGGUUUCAGUUCCGAGGCGAACCGCGAAAUGACCGCCGGGGAUAUGUCGGGGCCCGUGUUGGCCGAAUGUUAUCCGGACGCGCGUCGCGACGUAAAAUGACCGUUUCGGGACCUCGACGCGGCGUACGCCCAGUUCCAGUGGCUUUAUGUGUGCCAGGAGCCAGCCCAAGGUUGUUUUUCGCGUGCCUAACGCCGUACGCACGCUCCACGGUUGGACUCCACCAACAUGGAUAAUAAGAAGGUGACACCGAACGUGGUCGGCAAUCCCGAACCCCCCCAAGAACCCCUCGGGAAACACGCGCACCAACACAAUUUGGCCCCACAGCAUCUGCGGCUACUUCAAUACGGUUUAAAAAUACCUAAUAACCAGCAGUACGUUCACGUCCAUCAACACCCUCAGCCGAUUUAUUCCAAAUACCCGCAACAGUAUGUGCAUCAGCAUCAACCUCCAAAGGCGCAACAGCCGAUAUAUCACACUCAACCACCACCGCAACCUAUUUAUGCUCAAGGGCCCUUGACUCAACAAAAUGCGCAAGUAUGGGUACAUUAUCACCAACAAAAAGCUGAAGCUCAACAACAGCCACCUGCUAAAGUCGUACAACCAACGAUAAAAAGUAAAGAAAAUAUCGAUAAGAAGAAAUCUAAUAAUACUCACGUUCAAUUACGCUCGCCAAUCGCGAAAAGACCCCCAGAAGCGCCGGUUGCCAUGCAAGGUUGGCUUCAUAAGCAGGGAUCGGAAGGGUUAAUGCUUUGGAAAAAACGAUGGUUUGUACUCUCCGAGUAUUGUUUGUUUUACUAUAAAGGCCCCGAAGAAGAAAAACUAUUGGGUUCAGUAUUAUUACCAUCGUACAAAGUAUCAAUAUGCGGACCAGAAGAUAAAAUAACGCGUAAACACGCUUUUAAAUGCGAACACACGAAUAUGCGCACAUAUGUGUUAUCCGCGGAUUCCCAAGAUUUAAUGAUGCAAUGGGUGAGGGUUUUAAAUUUGGCCUGCCUUUUACAAUCAACCGUCGAUUUAGACCAAUCGGUACAAUCCGCGUCGACUUACGUUAACUCGGGGGAAAAUUCCGAUUCAGGUUUCUUCCAACAAUCUUCGCAAACGAUACGGAAUACACCCGUACAUAUGCACACGUCGAGUAACACGACUGAUUUGAGUAGUCCGAGCCAAGAAGCGAGUCAAUACAAUCAGCCUUUAUACGCUAACGCGCCCCCGAAACCACGACGAUUAAACGAUGCUGGAUAUUCAUCGCCCAGUCCGGAAAUUCUCGAUCGUUAUCACGCUGAACCGAAAUAUAUCAGCCCCCCUUUUCAAUACUUGACGCCUCCCAGGAACGCCAAGUCCCCAUUAACGAUUUAUACACCACCGGAGUAUGUUCAACAAAUCAGUAGUAAAGGAAUAAAUGAUUAUGGAGUUAGAGAAUAUGUAGUACAAAACGUCGAGAGGCGAACACCUGAUACUUACGGACGGUCCAAAACGAACAACGCCAAAGAUUAUGAAGAUAUUUACGCUGAACAAUAUAUGUACAAGAGGCCGCUAAGUCCAUUGGCUUAUAGCAGUGUUAAGAAAUCGAACCCCACAAUACCAGCGAUGCAAAGAACUUACACACCCGUUUCGAUGCUUGGACCUCGAGAUAUAAGUCAAUUCGUACCGCAACAGCGGAAAUCUCCCUGUAAUAUUCCAAGGCCCCAUAGUGCGGAUUUUUUGGAAUACGAAGUCAAUCAUAGGCAACCAACCCGACAACAAAGGCCUAAAUCUAGUUUAGAUAUUAAUAGAAACACUUCCAGCGACAAUUACUUUUACAGUGAAGAAAGAUAUGCCGAAAAAAUGAGAAAAUCCGCCCAAUACCUUCCAAACAUGCCUCGUUAUAUACAGCAACCUCAACCUCAACCUAAAAGAAUAGACAUGGAUAAAACUUUUCCAUUAAUGAAAUCAAAUACUCAACCCAUUAAUUUUACCAGCACGCCUGUAGAAUACCAAAGAACAGAACAACAGCAACAACAACCUAUUAGAAGUCGAAGUGUAUUAAGCGAAGGAUCUUUAUCGAAAGAAUUCGAAGAUAUUCGAACCAGUCCGCGACCUAGGUAUGAUCAAGGAAGUCUUAGCCCCUGGCAAAAUCGACCCGAUCAAAUCUAUGGAUAUUCUGAUGAUUCUCGUAUACGUGAACAAUUCAAUCGAUCUGCUAGUGCUAGACUUACUCAAAAUAGCUCUGUCCAGACCGAAAGAGGAAGCGUAGAAGGUCGAAUCAACAGGGAAGGUGAAAGAAAGCGAGAAGAGUCGAUGAAACGGUUGUUAGAGUGGAAGCAAAGGAUGUUGCAGUCGCCGUUAAAUCGCAAAGUUCAUCAAAACUUGAAUCGACCAUAUCCGCCGAUGGGAAAGGAUCCGUCGUAUUUCAAGAGUUUGGAGUAUCAGAAGAUGGAUCCAUACAUGGAUCCCAGAGUGGCGGCGGCGAUGCAGUACAAUAGUUACUCGUCGGACGACGAAGAACAAGUGGACUCGACUAAAGAAAGCGUACAGGCAGGAUGGACCGCGGACUCGCGCCUUUCUGACGUCUCACUCGCACCUAUUUCUACUGUUACGUUCACCGCACCAUCCCCCGCUUUGCACGGUCCUGAUGCCCCAAGCACAACCGAGAGCACUACCAUCGAUGGCGACGUUCUUACUCAGCCUCACUACAACAAGGAGUCCUCGACAGUUGCUCACGUUUCUAGUUUACGCCUUGAUUAUGAUAAAUCAAACACAACCGACAUUAAAAGCAACGGAGCACUCGUCAAAAGUAUUUUAGCGGAAUUUGAAAAUAAAAAUUCUGAAAAUAUUGAAUUAACCGAAAAUAUCGACGAAACUAAAACUCCAACAAGAGAUGUUGAAUUAUCGGCUACAAAUGUUAUUGAAGAAAAUUACAUGACCAUGACUCCAAAGAAGAAUAUAUUAGAUCCGGCAACGUCAAAUGAGGCUUUAACAUUAGAAACGGAUGAAAAUCCUUAUGUGGAGAUGACACAAGGCUCCGAUUUGUGUCUUUUAAAUCAACAACCAUAUGAAAUGGUUUGCUUUGGAAAAUCAGAACCUGUUUAUAUGGAACUUCACCCUACUCGGGAUAUUUUAAACAUCGACGAUCCCAAAAAAUUACCCGAUAUACUUAUGUUAUCUAAAAAGAAAUCAUCUGAUAGCUCUGACGCUGAUGAUGAAGCAUCUAAAGAUCUCGAUUCGUUGGACACUCCCAGUCACCCUAGAUUUAGUUUAUCAGAUUCAUUUCGACCUGCUUCUUAUUAUUUGGGAGCUACUCAAACUGCUCCAGAACUUCAAGAUAGUUCUGAUAGUGAAUUAGUGUCCCCACCUCCAAUUCCACGAUCACCACCGCCUCUCGAUGAACUUGAUGAACGCUCCAGUGCCCAAGAAUUUAGUUUAACAGAUGAACAAAAAGAUGAGUUUACAUUUUCAAAAUUUUCAAAAUCCCAUAACAGAGAUGGCGAUAGCUCCUCGUUAUCUCAUAACAGCGAUUCCGAUGUUGAAUUAAGAACACCCGGUUUAAGGGCUUAUGAGAGGAUGUUAAAACGAAGACCAGUUUCUGAGGAAUUUUGCGGCGAAUUGGAUUCGUUAGAUAGUCGGUAUAACGAAACAAUCGAUAGCGUUGAUUUGGAUAAGUAUUUAAGGGAUCUUCAAGUGUCUAAUGUUGAGCAUGAUUACGAAAAUAUGUGUAUUGUGAGUCAAAGAACUCCGGAAAGUAGUAAACCAUCGGUUUGUCAUAGUAGACAAAAUAGUAGAGAUACGCAUGAUAGUUCAAGAUCUUUAUUGACUCCUGAUUAUAUUCAUAGACGUGCUGAAAGUAGUGCUUCUAUAACGGAAAUAAAUAGCAUUCAUAAUUCCCGGUUAUCAACACCUGUUACAAUGAAUAGAAGCGCGCCUUAUUAUUAUUCUGAUUUAUCAAUGAACACAACUGAUAGUAACUCCACCAUUUUAACUUUAAAUAAUCAACGAGGAAACAUGAUUAAUAAACGAGACAUAACACACAUUGUCAAUCCGAUACGGUGCUCCAACACAAGAACUUCAAGGAAUGUUGGUAGAAAUUCUCGCCAGAAUUUAAUUGAUAACACUUUUAAGUUGGCAGCUGAAGCUCGUUCGGUUUCAGUCGAUUUCUUAAAUCUAACAGAUAAAUCUGGCCAAAUUGACAAGAAAAACAUUUAUGAAUCAGACACAUUAAAAAGAUUAAAAGCAAUCGAUUCUAUUACAAGUUUACAAUCAAAUCCAGAAACAAGAAAUUUAUUCCCAAGCACACCGAAUGAAAAGUUUAACGAUUUGGAUCCACCGUCAUCGAGCGUUAGACGUUCUCAUUCAUUAGAAGGUUUAUUAGAAAAUGUUUUAAGUGAAAACGUUGACGCCAAUGAAAUAGAAUCUCCAAAUGAUGAAGGUAGAAAUGCGAUAGCUGAAGGAAGUUAUAUGUGGGAAGAAGAUGCGAUUUGGAGGGAAAGAUUACGCACCGCUAGUCAAAGACAUACGAAAUCUUUGGACGAUUUAGAUUGUAUAGGCGAAACGAAAAAAGAUAAACACAAGAAACAGCCGCGUGGUAUAAUGAGAGGUGUUACAUAUGUUAAUGACAACGUUUAUAACAUGCCUAUACAAUGCAAACAACAAAAAGAUACUGAAAAUCAAAAGCCGGGUGAUAGUCGUAAAGAAAAUUUUAUAAUCGAUAGGGAAAAAUUACGUCAAUGGGAUUUGAUGUCGAGUGCGCCAUCGGACACGCAAAGCCAACAAGGGAUAACGGUUGGUGUCGUAGCGGUAGACGUAGGUGAUGAGACCUCGGCAACGCUGGGGCAAAGCACCACCAGUCAAGAACAAGCUUCUGGAUCGAUUUGUAUCAACAGCAGAGAUACCGUUCCGAGAGCUUUAUCUGCCAAACAAAUGUGGAAUCCUAAUUCUCAAUCGAUACCCUCAAGAUCAAUUACUAAUCUUACUAGGGAACACGAAAAUGAAUACGGAUUAUCAAUUCGUCAACAACAUUUUAUGGGUCAUCAUAAGCAUCAUGAUGGAAAUUCUGGACAAAAGGUACCUAGACAGGGUAAUUGGCACUGGGGUGAAAAAAUGAACGUUUCCGCUGGCGAGUUGCUCGGCAGGACGCACGAAGAGCUUGUUUUGUUAUUAAUACAGUUGCGUAGACAAAGUACGAAUACAUAUAACGCUAUAGAGGCAUGUUAUACUGAAAUAGAGAAUAUUCAGGGGCAGUUGCAUAGAAUGGAUCCAGCUAAACAACUUGAAAAUCUACAAAAAUUGGAGCAGAUUAAACAACAUUUACUUGAACUAGAAAAACAGUAUGAAAAGGGAAAACCCCUGGUUAAUCUUGUUGACAACAUGGUUAAAUUAGGAUCACUAUAUAGAUCCCCAAACGAUCGAAAUAUUAAUCCAUACGUUCGCGACAGAUUAGAAUUUAACCAACAAAUCCAAGAACGUCGCCUUUUAGCGGAAGAAAGGCGCGAUUGGAAUCGCUUAAAUCCCAAUCAUAUGCAGCUACAAGAAAAAGUACAACAACUUUACCAACUUGAUAGGCUUAUUCAGGAAGAGUCGGGGACUUUACAAGGAUUACAGCAUGAUAAAGAAGAAAUUGAGAGGGCGCUGGGGGGAUUACGUCAUAGAUUGCAUAAAGGUUUUAAAGAUCCCGCCGAAGUUGAACAAGCACGCAAACAACAGGCUAUUCUGGAAAAUGAACUGAGUAGAGUUCAUUUAAUGUUGGCGCAAAAUUCGAAAAAAUUGGAGGAGACCGUUGCUGGUAACGCAAGGUUGGAGCAAGAAUUAUUAGUUUUGAAGCAAAAGUUGCAGAUUUCUAGGCAACAAAGGAGUUCACCACAAUUUUCAAAUGCAGGUGAUAGUUUGCCUUGCGUGGUUGGUACAAGCGCAAUGUUGGAAUCGGAUUUACAAAGGGUCCAACAAAAGGUGGGCGAUUUACAGCGUCAGCGACAAGAGUUGAGUAUGCAGGUUCGCCAACUUACUGACAGGUCUAAUAACCUCCAACAACAAAUUAAACCACUUUCAGCUAAUUCCUCAGCUAACUAUCAAGGUAAUAAAAAGAAAAUACAUUCUUUGUGGAGAGAAACAGACUUAGAUACAAUGAACAUAAUAGAUCAUGGGGAAUCGUGGGAAAAUUCAACAAGUUCCUUAAGUUCAGCACCAACAACGCCGCUUUACAUAAAUACUGAUUUAAAACAAGCACCGGAAAUGGAAUUUUAUAAUAAUCGAUUAAAGACGAGUGAUUCCACAAGCGAAGAUACAACGCAAGGUUCUGGGUUGAUGCCGCAAGAACGUCCAGAAAUAAAAACGGUACGAAUAGUCAAACGGGAAUCUGAACGAAGACAAAGAGACCGCGAAAAGACUUCGACGGGAAAAUGGGAUCCUUUGCUGGAAGAAGAUGCCUCAUCUCAAUCUUCUGGAACAAUUUUUCGACCGGGGGUUGUUCAAAAAACUCAGAGUACCACAAAUAUAGGUUCACCUGGUUUUGAAACUGAUAAAACUAGUAGUGGUGUGUUAAGCCGUCAAAGUUCGUUGUCCAGUCCAAGUUUACCGCAGGGGUUUUCCGAUAUCCGAGCAACUUCGAGUGAAGGAAGCGUCGAUAAAUCACCCGAAUUAUCACCUGUAUUUCAAAGCGAAGCUGCCCGACAAAUUAUAACGGAAAUGAGCCAAGAGACAGUUCCGAAACAAUUAAAUAGACGCGCGGUUCCUAAAGAAAAACGAAGACAUUACACAGCGCCAAAUAACAAUUUAAUCAUGAAGAGCUUAAAUCAAUUACCCACCGAUGAUAGUUUCGAUAAAUUAACGGAACGCCGAGCUAGAGAUGAUUUGGACAUGGAGAGAGCUUUAAGGCAGCGAAUAGAUGCCCCGGACGUGGUGCGGUCCACGUUAAGCAAUAAAGAGCUUAAGUACAAUGAGAACACCAUUGAUAACAUAUUAGGUACUCCAAAUAAAAUUAACAUUCCGGAACGUUACAUUCCGGAACAAUUGCCUAAAUUAUCGGCCGAAGAAGAAGAACAUAGACUGAGAAAAGUUGAGUCAAUUAAAAAGAUGUUGUCUGAUACUACAAUUAUUAGUACUAGCUCACCUAAUUUAGCUACAGAAGAUUCAAAGUCUGAAACACCAUCAUCAAGUAUUGUAAAUAAAGCAACGACGAAAAUGAUAGAAGAAAAGAAGCAACGCGAACAUCUUUUGCAGCUAAAUCAAAUUCUGGCGAAGCAAGUUAUGGAAAUGAGUAAAAUUGUAGCAGUGAAAGCAUUGGCAAACCUGCCGUUGGAGGAGCAGCAGGAUGAUCUUGCGGACGAUGAGGACUUGUCUCCAGUGAUGCCUUUGCCUAUAUAUCAGCAACGUUACAAUUUUUAUAGUUAAAUAUAUUUUAUAAUGUUCUACAUGAUUGUUGCGUUGAUUGUACAAAUGUUUAAAUCGUUGUGUUUGGCAGCACGGUACAUUUUAAAUAAUCGCCCGGCUCUCUUCUCAAUCUUUCUAUUUCGACUCACGCAGUAUUAACGAUUUUUAUUAUACUUGUACAUUUUUAUACCGCGGAACGAUUAUGACAAGAAGAAUUUUUUAUAUUAAUAUUGUAUUAUUUUUAAUAAUAGAAAGAAAUAAAAAACGUUGUUUUAUUUAAAAUGUACUAACAUCGUACUGAGUGCCAGACAAUAAAUAAGUAUUGUUGUACUGUAUAUACAUACACUUUAUUAUAUUAUAUAUAAUUCUGUCUGAUAUGUUAUUUAGUUUUAACGACUAUUUAGUACCUAAUAAUAUAAAAUAUAUGCGAGUUAAACUCAGAAUGAGAAUAUAAUUAAUAAAAAAAUAGAUGAGGCGUAUAAUAUAUUAAAAAAUUAAAUAAAAAAAAAUGAAAAGUAUAUUUAACAAUUGCUCAACAGUGUACUUACGUAAUAAUAAAAUAAUAACUUAAUAAUGAUAUUUAUAAUUAUGACUAUAAUGGUGAGGGUGUUAAAAGUAAAUCUUUAAACAUUGUUAAUAGUCACUAACAACUAUAAUAAUUAAAACUGAAGAUAACCGUCGAACAUGAAUCGUUCGAUUACAUUACAAUAAUUUUUUUUGUAUAUUUUUUCAACAUAAGUUAUUGAACACUUCCGAACAAUGCUAUUUUGCAGAGAAUAAAUUUUAUUUCAAAUUGCA